CUCAUCCCACCACAGGUCCACAGCCACCGUCAAGACCCACGACGAUGCAGAUCUUCGUGAAGACCGUCACCGGGGAGACUCUCACUCUCGAGGUCGAGAGCAGCGACACCGUCGACAGCGUCAAGGCCCAGAUCCAGGAGAAGGAAGGAAUCAUCGUCACCACUGACGAGGACGACGACGACGAUGGGUAUCAGCUACCGUCUCUCGUCUUCGCCGGGAGGCAGCUAGAGGAGGAGGACGGCCGGACCCUGGCCGACUACGGCAUCUGCAAGGAGUCGACGCUGCACCUCGCGCUUGGCCUCCGCGGCGGCCAUCGGGGCGGCCAAUGCUGGUUCAUCGAGCCCAGCCUCCGAGAGCUCGCGAUCAGCCACAACGAGAAGAAGAUGGUCUGCCGCAAGUGCUAUGCGCGUCUUCCUCUCAGGUCUACCAACUGCCGCAAGAAGAAGUGCGGCCGCAGCAGCGACCUGAGGAAGAAGAAACCGUUUCGCAAAUGGUGAAGCAACUUAGCAGUGACAUGCAUACUACCAGAAGCCACGAGCUUCACAUAUGGACCGGUGGAUAGAUAUCAUCGUCUGUGUUUCUUGCC
Messenger RNA from Lolium perenne, 586 nucleotides. Its product is annotated as ubiquitin-ribosomal protein eL40 fusion protein-like. The record is from RefSeq and is a predicted model, not a curated record. Gene Ontology annotation, cellular component: ribosome. Lineage: Eukaryota; Viridiplantae; Streptophyta; Magnoliopsida; Poales; Poaceae. Gene Ontology annotation, molecular function: protein binding; structural constituent of ribosome. Gene Ontology annotation, biological process: translation.